UAAAUUGCUAUUUUGUCUUCAAAAGAGAGGCGGUUCCCCAUGGCCAUGUGAACUCCUAUUUUCUGUCUCUCUCUCUCAGUUUUUGCAUUCAGCGGCAGAAAGCAGGCAGCACAGCAGGACUAGGCGCCUUUCUCACUUCUUCCUGUUGGACUGAAGCACCUGCACGCAACAGCACCGUCUCCCUCCUUUUCACCGCUUUACUUUACGCCUCUCUGAAGGAAUUUGUUUUUAAAUCGACUAACCACCGCCGGCUUUUCGGGUCAAGUCAACCCUUCAGCAGACAAACAACAGCAGGAAGAUAUUUUAUUUAUUUAUUUGUUUAUUCAUUUAUUUAUUUAUUUUAAUCCCCAAAUUUGAGCGUAAUUUUUAAUCCAAGUUCCGGACGAAUUUCAAACAGCUCCUCCUUCCAACGUGGACUUCUGAGAUUGCUCCAGCAACAUUCUCUUAAUUUUGACCAACAGCUGCUGGAAGCCAUGAGCGCUUGCAGCAGGAAGGCUCUGACUUUACUCAGCAGUGUCUUUGCAAUCAGCGGCCUGGGGCUGCUGGGAGUGGCAGUGAGCACAGAUUACUGGCUGUAUCUAGAGGAAGGCGUCAUUAUGCCUCUGAACCAGAGCGCUGACAUCAAGACUUCCCUGCACUCCGGCCUGUGGAGAGUCUGCUUCCUGGCUGGUGACGAGUCAGGCCGCUGUUUUACCAUUGAGUACAUCAUGCCUAUGAGCAUCCAGCUGACAUCAGAGUCCACAGUGAAUGUGCUCAAGAUGAUACGCUCAGCGACUCCGUUUCCUCUGGUCAGCCUUUUUUUCAUGUUCAUCGGUUUUGUCCUCAACAAUAUUGGGCAUGUCCGUCCUCACCGCACCAUCCUGGCGUUUGUCUCUGGAAUCUUCUUCAUCCUGUCAGGUCUUGCUCUGGUUGUUGGUUUAGUGCUGUACAUCUCCAGUAUAAACGACGAGAUGCUGAACAGGACAAAGAGCAGCGAGGCUUAUUUUUCAUAUAAGUAUGGCUGGUCCUUUGCCUUUGCUGCCCUCUCAUUUCUGCUCACUGAGAGUGCAGGCGUCAUGUCUGUCUAUCUGUUCAUGAAGCGCUAUACAGCAGAAGAAAUCUACCAGCCUCGUCACCCCAAUUUCUACCGCCCUCGCCUCAGCAACUGCUCUGACCACUCCAGUCAGUUCCUCCACCCAGAGGCCUGGUCGCGUGGACGGAGCCCCUCAGACAUCUCAAGUGAAACUUCCCUCCAGAUGAAUGUCAGCUACCCUGCCCUGCUUAAAUGUCCUGACUAUGACCAGGUGUCAUCUUCGCCCUGCUGAGGGGAAUAUUCACAAAAGCAAAGGCCACCUAAGGAUCAUUCAAGGGUCUCAUAUGAUCAAAAGGCCUGGAGAGCACAAAGUUUACUUUAGAAAGAAGACACAAGUCAAAUGAUUUACUGAGUUUGGUCUAUUAUGGAAGUGGCCAAAGAACAUGAGCCAGUUGUAGUUUUGUAUUAGGUCAGAAAAGCCUUUUUUUUCUAUUGUAGCCAAAACUACAGUAUAUUUCUUGAUAGGGGCGAAGUCUGCAGAUUUUAGAACUACAGU
This is a messenger RNA of Melanotaenia boesemani (Boeseman's rainbowfish), 1568 nucleotides long. It is a transcript of the gene cacng5b, whose product is annotated as calcium channel, voltage-dependent, gamma subunit 5b. The record is from RefSeq and is a predicted model, not a curated record. The transcript is spliced from 7 exons. Gene Ontology annotation, biological process: regulation of AMPA receptor activity; postsynaptic neurotransmitter receptor diffusion trapping; neurotransmitter receptor internalization. Gene Ontology annotation, molecular function: channel regulator activity; voltage-gated calcium channel activity. Lineage: Eukaryota; Metazoa; Chordata; Actinopteri; Atheriniformes; Melanotaeniidae. The coding region runs from base 474 to 1304 and encodes 276 amino acids. Gene Ontology annotation, cellular component: AMPA glutamate receptor complex; postsynaptic density membrane.